Molecule: messenger RNA, 1753 nt
Organism: Schistosoma haematobium
Lineage: Eukaryota; Metazoa; Platyhelminthes; Trematoda; Strigeidida; Schistosomatidae
Exons: 5
Coding region: 269-919 (216 amino acids)
Source: RefSeq, a predicted model, not a curated record
CUCAGUAUCAAUUUAGCAGUUCCUUGUCACUGUUUCAAUAGUUUUCAAGAUUGCCAUAAUCUGAGGCUUUUGUUAUCACUGAUUGUUGCUUAUUGUUUUCUUAAAUAACAUCCUCGAAGACUGAUGUCAAUAAUUAUUAUGAAAUAAAGGUUAAUUUCCGAGUUAUUCAGAGGAAAGGUGAACUGUACGUCAUGAGUGUAGGCGAUGCUUGAAGUUCCUAUGAAGUCAGACUGAAAAUAGACAUUUCUGUGAAAAUUAGUACACAAUAAUGGUUAAUCGAGUACAUAUAAAGAAUUGUCCUGAUAAGGAAAAUUGCUGCCAUUCCCUGAAGGUCAUGGACUGUGUUAUCAACAUUGAAAAAUCAUUAAAUCGUGAACUGAUUUUAAACGGUCCCAAUUUCUUAGCUGGGUUAUUUCGUAUUACUCCUCGUAUACAGCCAGGGAUUUUACAAGCUGAGGAACGACCGAAACCAUCAUUUACUCAGCCAAAACAUAGUAGAUCUCAUGUGAACUUGUGUUCUCGAAUUUUAUCAGAAUCUAAUUACUUACAUUCUCAGGAAUCUUUACAACUUUCUUCAAUUGAGGUGUUAAAUGUGCGUAGUGAAAAUAAUAAAAAAAUUAUUAAUCCACCAAUCAAUGAUGGAACUUUACCAAGUGCUGAGACAAUCAAAUCGGAAUUUCAUCAACAUGCAUGUAAAUCAACGCCUAAUCCUCCAGAAGAUGAGAAUAAUGGUGUUACUACCAAUCUUCAAAUUAUAAUAUCAGAGUCUAUAAAUGAAGAAGUUAAUAAUGAAUUAGCAUCAGUUGCCAAGAAACACAGACAAGAAUUAUUCAUUGCAUAUGAGAAAGCAAUGCAACCGAUAAUUUCAAUUGAUCUGUUACCAGAAUAUGAAAUCAAACUUUUAUCACUAUUCCAAUAAAACUAUUUUACUACAUGUUUUUAUAUAUUUUUCUUAGUAAUUCGUAUAGAACAUACUAAUUGUAAUCAUAAAGUGUUUGUUAUUAAGUUCUAUUCAUAGUUGAUUUGAAAAAAUAGCCUUUUUUAAGAAAUAGAUAAAGCUUCAUACUUUGAGCCACGGUAACAAGCGUUGAUGAAUUCAAGAUAGCUAAUGGGCAUUUCGCCUUAGCAACAUUAUAAUAUAAUGUCUUCAGACAUUAAUUUUCACUGUAUAGAAAACUUGGUGUUUACGGAUAAUUGUUAGCGUUAUGUUCGAGGAUUGUUUACUUCGAUAAGCAAUGUUAGCUGGUGUAGAAGUAAGCUUUAAAGAAAACUAGACCAGGCUAAAUCAAAACAUAAUAUCGGCCUAUAUGGUCGCUGGUAUAAGCCAAGUUGGUAAAUGCAGAUUGUUUGAUCGAGGUUUGCGCAGUUAUCGUGUCUUUUGGUUAACAACGUUGAGUGAUUUAGCUUAGAAUCAAUCACGGUAGUGCAGGUGCAUUUAUUCUGCUUGUUUCUAGGUUUUAACUGUCAGUAUUUUGCAAUACACAGCUUUCAGUCCUGUCUAAUCGAAUCAUACUUCCAAACCAUAGUCUUUCUCACUAUCAUGCGGAAUACCAACUCUGGUCAACACAUGUUUGUGCCAGGCGCUACAUUGAUUAUUAUUAAAUGACCGACUGAACUGAUUCUGCCAGGAGUCCCAUGAACUUAGCUCCCUUUUUUAGUAUAUCGAGAAGUGUUGUCCUCUUAGAUAAUGUUCAGCGCUACAGUCGGACACACUAUCACUAGAUUGUUAAAUCAACAAUCCUAAUGACCUCUG